Mesorhabditis belari is the source of this 3105-nucleotide messenger RNA. Lineage: Eukaryota; Metazoa; Nematoda; Chromadorea; Rhabditida; Rhabditidae. The record is from the annotation of a GenBank genome assembly.
AUGUCUCUCUAUGAAAAAGUGUUUCUGGAUGGAGCCGAAGGGGCUUCUGGGCAGAUCUAUUUGCUGAAAAACUUUGAUCCUUUGGCAGUGAUGAAAUGCUAUAAAUCAGAUCAAUUUGCGAAACUUCACAUGGCCUCAGAGAUCGAGAGUCUAAAAGCUGUCCGGCACAAGCACAUCGUGCAAUAUUUUGGGGCUCGAGACGAGAUUCUCGAAGAUGGAGAGGCCAUUAGUGGAGUAAUUAUGGAAUAUUGUGAAAGGGGAUCACUCGAUAAAUGGAUAUUCAAUCCAACAGCCAAGUACACGGUGAAAACGGUGCUCACCUGGGCUGAGCAGUUAUUGAGGGCGACCGAAUAUCUUGAAGAGAUCAAAAGGCUUCACAAUGAUAUCAAAACAGAAAACAUUCUGGUGACACAGGAUUUCAAUCUGAAACUCGGUGAUCUUGGAUUGAGCACAACCAUCGAUGAGCAUUCAUCAAACUUCUUUGGAACCCCUCGUUUUAUGAGUCCCGAAAGGAUCAAAGACGGAAGCAUUUCUUUCAAAAGUGACAUUUAUGCAAUCGGACUCAUUUUGUGGGAGAUCAUCACAAGAAGAAAAAUAUUUAUGAAGUUUUUUCAUGGAGGAGUCUUCCACAUAGACGAGCUACUGGGUGACGAGGUCUCGGGGAAAGAUCUGAAAGCCAUUGAGCCUCUCGAUUGUCUUCAAAGUCUUCAAAGCAUUGUGUUCGGAUGUUGUUUUUUCGAUUCGAAUUCCCGCUUGAGUGCUUCAAAAGCUUUACUUCUUUGUGACGACUCGAAACAGUCAAUUGUCGACUAUGAUAAAUAUGAUUUCCGUCCAGAAAUUCUUGACUUGAACUUGGACAAAGAUGAUGAUCAAAAAUUGAUUCGUCCUAUUGGAUUCAAUGGAACAAAUGAAGAGGUGUUUGUGAAUAAAGAAACAGACGCUCCAUGGUCAUCCUCGUAUAAGAAUAAAAAAUUGUGGUCAACCGAUGAAGUUCCACGAGAAGAAGCUUCACAAGAAACAGACGAACUUCGAGAGACACUUUGUGGAGAAGCGUUGCUGGAAAAACUUUUGAAGCAACGAAAUCAUCAACACUUGAGAAAACUCGUCAAUGGACAUCCUGAAAUCAGAGACUUUUUCAUUGGCAAAGAAAGCGUUGAAAUGAGCGAAUACAUUUCACUGGCUUCAGCCGUAAUCAAAUCGAAAGUUGACGAGCAGUUCAUUUACGAGUUCAGCUGGGACUCGAUAAAGGGUUUAUGUCAACAGUUUUCGGAUGGGAAACCUGUCAAACAAAACACAAACGACGACGACUAUUUAGCUGGCCUAAUCAACGAGAAGUUGGACGAGGAUUUCCUCAUUCAGAAGCUUUUCUUUCAAACGCUUUUCAUGAUGAUUCACACACUCCGAGAAGCAGAUACCUCAAUUGGGAACUGGUCGCUUUCGAUUGGAAUUCGCGAUAUCGCGAAUCGUUUGGAGCAUUUGCGAGAGAAAGUGCAUAAACGCUUUCAUUUCAAAUGCUACAUCUUGACCUCGACAAAAGAUGAGUGGUUCUUUGUGGCUGACUACCCGAAUCGAUUGAUAUUCGUGCGCCGGGAUUUCAGUGAGAUGCGACCAUUUUCGGGAAAAUGGGAAAAUUCCGAAACAUACGUCAUUCGUAACGAUGAUUUUGCGAAGAAAAAAGCGGCUAAGAUGUUGUUUUCGCGCUUGGAGCCGGUGGAUUUGGACACGGUGAAUGCGGCUUUACAACGACAUUCCGAGAAGAUAAGCAGCUAUUUGGAUAUUCAGUUUAGAAGCUUUCGACUGAAGCACGGUGACUUCACUCGCUCAAAGAGAACAGGUCAAGAGUUGCCGAUCCGUGGCUAUGUUUUUGAUCUAAAAAACCCACCACGACCCAUUUGCUAUUGUAAGCCGACAGCGUGUGAAGUUGUCAAUCGAAUCCCCGAAUGGGUUUCCAAGAAACACCAGUUUCCGAUAUUUCGCUGUACCGAAAAGAGGAUUUCAGAUUACACAAAUUUGUACAUUCUCUUCUGUGAUUACUUGUUUCAAUGUGAAUCCGAGGAACAAAUCGAAUUCCCGAAUUAUUUCUUUAACAAUCGAAAAGAAUUGAAAUCGCUUUUGAAGGAUUUGAGCUGUAGUCCAUACUUUCAGCUCUGUAAAAUUUUGGAUUCCAAAGGAAAAGAGGCAUUUUUGCUUGAGAUUCCAAAGAUCAAUGGAGAAAGUGUUCUUUGUUUUAAUGAAAACUCGGAAGUUUUCUCGGAAAACGUCUCUUUAGAUCAGGUGGAUCUAUCCAAUUUACACGCAUUUAACGUCUCUGAAGCCUAUGAAAACCUAUCAAAAGUUGUCGGAAAGAAAUAUUUCGAUCGUUUGAGUCAAAGCUCAAAUGUUUUCUGGAAUCCAAAUGCUAUUGAAAGGGUCAAAGAAAUGGAGAAAAUUUAUGCGAAAGUUUUGGAUACAGAUGAACUAAAAGAUGAUGUCAUUUUAGAGUUAAGAGAUCAUUGCAAAAACUUUCUGGUCACAACAAAAGACGAGAAGCAUCAAGGGAUACCGGAGUACUUUCAAAAGCUCUCCGACUUGAUCAUCCCCAAUGUGGACCCCACGGAUCCAAGGGGAAUCUUUGAGCAGAUUGGAAAUGCUUUUGCGAAAAAUCCGAAGCUUCUAGCUAAAGGAUUAGCAACAUACAAACCGAUUGAUGCGAAUGUUUUAGAAACAAUGACAAAAGGUUUGGGGAUCAAUAAUGACGAGCUAACAAAAACAGUCAACGAACAGUUUUUCGGUGCCUUUAAUCAGAAAAAGACAGAUGAUGGGCAAAAUAAAAAGACUUUCAGUAUGUCAAGUUCAUCAAAGGUAACGAAUACUGGGGAGAGCUUGGGGAAUCGAUUUGAGAGCUCUUUUGGUGGCAACGAUGCAGAGUUAUCCGAAUGCUUAGAGCUCUUUCAAGCGGGAAUGAAAAUGGCGACACUCCGAAAAGAACCCAAAGCUUUUCAGACAUAUCUCACCGAAGUUACGACAAAACAUGGAAUGCCCGAAAUUAACGCCACUGUUUUUGGAGUCAAAGAACAGAAAGGGGAGAAACCAAAAGAUUUUGAUGAUGAAUUGUCAAAUCUUGAC